Messenger RNA from Orbicella faveolata, 3890 nucleotides. RefSeq names its product adenosine receptor A1-like. Gene Ontology annotation, biological process: G protein-coupled receptor signaling pathway. NCBI's taxonomy places the organism in Eukaryota, Metazoa, Cnidaria, Anthozoa, Scleractinia, Merulinidae. The record is from RefSeq and is a predicted model, not a curated record. Gene Ontology annotation, cellular component: membrane. Gene Ontology annotation, molecular function: G protein-coupled receptor activity.
CGCCUCGGUCACACUAGCCUGCGAACGCAGACGUAUAUCCGGCUGUCGCAUAUUUUCGACGGAGACAAACGACAGCCGGAAAUACGUCUGUGUUCACAGGCUACGGUCACACCCGUACUCGCUAUGGAGCGUAGGCACAUGACGUCAUGGCAACCAUAUUGGUGUUACAAAACGAAGAAACCGCGGCCAUGUUAUUGUAACAAACCAAUCCCCUAGGAGUUCAGUUCUUUUCUUACGUAACCACUUUCUUUUGUUCCAAUAAAGGAAACGUGAGUGAAUAUUCUCAAAACAUGACCAAGUUCGAAACAUGGAAACAUGAAGCAUAAAAAUUAAUAUUUAAAAUCUUUGAUUUAAUAUUGGAGAGAAGGUUAUCUGCUUCGGAUAGGUUUUCAUGAGUUUCAUUGAAGCGAUGCUUCAUAAUGUCCGGCUGCAACGUCCACUAAGAUUAGCGAGGUCGGAAUGACAUAAAGAUUCGUGCUAAUGAGUGCAUGAAAGGAAUAUUAAAAGCGAUUGUCGCUUGUUGAGAGUCGAUAUCAAAACUUUUCGACGCGUGUGAUUUGUUUGUCACGGAAUUAGUUGUUUAGCUUUCUAUCGUUUCUAAAACAUGACAACAAACAGAACGUUAAAUGGUAGAUGAAUGUGAUACCUCAUAUUGAUAAAUUUGGUCAGUUUACGUGAAGUUAAAAGGCAGUAAAAUAUUAAUAUCGGACCUAAUUAAGCUGUGGUGUUCCACUCGGUUUCCUAAACAAGAGCAUAAUCUAGAAACUGAGAAAUAACACUUUAUUAUUAUGUUCAUGACACUACACUGAAUAAUUAAUUCACCUCGAAUGACUAGAAACAGCCAAAGCUGUAAUUUUUAGGGAGAUAAAUAUGUAUUCAUUUUUUUAAAAAAUUCAGUGUCUAUUGAAGUAAGUGAAUUGGUCUAGUUUUAUCUACUACACCCCUUCUGAGAAGUUUGUCCUUUUGAGUUUAAUGAGUCCCCGGAAAAACGACAUUGUUUUAAAAAAUAGGACUAUAUUGCUCUGCUAUUGGUCACCAAAACACCAAACUAUUAUUAGUACACGGCAGGAUCAACCCGUUGCUGUGCAUUGUUUAAAAAUGGAGGAAUAUUGGUGUACAUAGUUUCUUGCUGAAAGACUGAUUACACAGUUCUACCCGUAGCCGCGACGAUGCAAAAUUCAACUUACGAUCAGGGGCCUGAUAUUUAUCUACGGCUUAUAGAUGAGCGAGUUUUUUGGCUAGUUUUAGCUAUAGUUGGUUUUGCUCUGUGCACAGUUAUGACAGUCGCCAACUUUAUCGUGAUGGCUACAAUUUACAGGGACCCGCAAAAGUCGCUUCGUACGCCGCCUUGUUUGUUGAUCGCUAAUUUAGCAUCGUCAGAUUUUCUUGUUGGACUAUGCGUUGUGUCUCUUGUGGCGUUCAGAGAUGUGUAUCGAUCACUUCUGCAACAAGUGCCUUUACCACUGAGUGUGGGAAUUUUUGUUUCUUAUGUUCUCUGCACGACACUGUUUGUCAGUAGUGCUACAAUGGUAGCGUUGUCAGUGACUUGUUUUGUCGCCAUCGACAGUCCCAUGCAAUACAAAACGAAGAUCACGAAGAAAAGGGCAUACGUAUUUAUUAUUGUGAUAUGGCUGUUAUCAGCCUUGAUAUGUUUUCUUCCUGCAACAAAGGUACCUGAAAAGACCUAUUUGCUCAUUUACAUCCACACCCACAUUUCGCUGCCAGCGUUGUUUCUGAUGGUUAUCUACGCGAAGAGUUUUCGCGCUUUAGCAAGACGAAGACGCGAACUCCAACUUAAUGAUCACGCUUCCGAUGAAAACAACAAGCGCGCCUUGGAACGGGAGCGAAAUAUGGCGGUCACUGUAAUUAUUAUAUUGGCAAUCUUUUACAUCACGUAUCUUCCACAGUUUAUCAUGAUUCACGUGGCUCGCUAUUGCAGCUCUUGUGAAAUUAGCGAAGAUUCGACAACGUUUCACAAAGUUGAUGUGAUAACUUCACGUUUCGUAUUUUUAAACUCGGCAUUAAACCCCUUUGUGUACGCGUGGCGAAUGCCGAAAUACCGUCGAGCUUUGAACAGCUCCUGGAAAGCUCUCAAGGAGAAAUUCGGGCUUAGUUCUCCGCGAGUGGAAGUGGGACCGCUGUUCUUAUUCAGCACACGCAUCGUAAGGGAGAGUGCAACGACUGUUUCAACCUAAUCAACUCUUGGAAGAAAACAAGUGUGAACUUGCUUGGAUGAAUGCUCGGCCCACAAACGCUUAUACAAGGCAGCUGAGGUCAUACGAGGAAUCUCCGCUGAAAUGCGUUCUCUUUGAGUGUCCUGCGUUUUCAUCAACCAAGCUCAAAAUUUUAAACAGCUCUCACGAAAUGUAGAUUAAAGUUCAGUAAUUUAGCCGUUCCCUGCAGCUCGCACAGAUUAAACCAGAUUAGGUGCCAUCUCAAGAUUGUAAGCUAUCAGGGACUAGCGAACAAAGCAGGGUUUGUUUAAGUAGGACGACUGGAGUGUAGGAGAUCUUGCGUCACUGAUGCGUAGAAUUAUAUACGCAAUUUCUUGUUCAUGCAAAACUACUCGACCGUGCUUCAUAUAUUUGAAAGAACAAGUGAAUAAGACGGACAAUAUGGCUUCUCGCCUUUUUGGCUUCCUUACUCGGUAUCAUCGUUACGCUUUUAAAUCUUUGCCUUACAAUGUCUACAAUGUAAACUCUCCACGGCAAAACCCUGAAGCUGUUCUCGCUUCUUUAGCAAAUUAUAACAGCCACCUGUAGAAUCAAAGACUUAAGGUAAUCUUGCGUGAAAUUACGACUUAUCAAAGCUGAACUUUGUUUUGGUUCAACGGGUAAAAUCAAGCUAAUAAUGUAAAGCAAUGUUGACUAAAAAUUAUAGAAAACGAAUAAAUGACCAUAGGAGAUUAUGGGAACACGGGUAGUCUCUUUAAGGAAACCAUAUGAGGUUUCCUUUGGACCCUGGAGUUUCAGAGGUCCGUGUCAACGUUCCCUUGUACUUUGUAAGAAAACCCUGGAGUUACGCGUAAACGUCAGUUCGUCAGUUUGUUUGGAGUAGCAUCUUUCAAAUUGUUAAUCCGCACGCACACUAAAACAACUAAACUAAACGUUCUCUGGUUAUUAAUUGCACCGCAAAUAAUUUUCUCCUUUUUUUGCCAGUAAAACAGUGAAUGAUACAAGGCUUAACCUGAGCUAUGGACAAUAAGUGAUUUCCUCGUAAACGAGGAAUGGGUCGAAACUCCUCAAAUAUCAUGGGAUGUGCCCUUCAUGUAACAGGUUGCAUUUUGUCUAUAACUGACUGCUACUUGACGUCUUCAGAAAGCACUGCUGUUCACUCUUAAAAACGCAACUUAAUUAAACCUUAAAUCUUUUGAAACGAAGUUUGCAAUUCCCCUUGAAAAAUAGCCCACUGGAAUAUAAAAAGAACUUGUGAAAAGUUAGCUUUCGCGCGGCCCCUGAUGAUUUGUUUGCUCGCGAAAAAAAAUAUAGACAAAUAGCUCUACACUUGACAUUUCUUCACACUUGUUAAGCUCGAACAAGCACUCAUUCACGAAAUUGAAAGCUGCUGUCUUUCAUUGACUUAAACUAAUAGCGCGGAUCAAGUCGAUCCAGUUGAGUACGUUAGAUUACAUAAACUCCCAAAAAUCACCCCUGUAGCACUUAUUACCUCAUAAUACCGGCAUCUGCGGGUAAUAACUCGAUAUUUGACCAAUCAGAGCGCGAUAUUUAUCAAACCGUAACGGUUUGUUUUGGUUACCUCAUCUCCCGGGAACUAAUCCAGCAUUCCUUUUCGAAGUAGUAAUACAUUUAGAGUUAAGUUUUGUGGCCUACAUAACAUUUAACCACAGCUAGAAAUCCUCAUUAUAAUUUGGAAAUGAAAAGUCACCUUCC